This is a messenger RNA of Plasmodium gallinaceum, 6381 nucleotides long. RefSeq lists its product as hypothetical. Gene Ontology annotation, biological process: regulation of DNA-templated transcription. The transcript has a single exon. Lineage: Eukaryota; Apicomplexa; Aconoidasida; Haemosporida; Plasmodiidae. The coding region runs from base 1 to 6381 and encodes 2126 amino acids. Gene Ontology annotation, molecular function: DNA-binding transcription factor activity. The record is from RefSeq and is a predicted model, not a curated record.
AUGAAUAUUGAAGAAAAGAAAAUAAAAUUUCUUUAUUUUUUGAAAUAUUUAUAUGAAUAUAAAAAAGAUAUUAAUAGAAAUUUUAACAUUAAUCCAAUUGAUUUCCAUUGUGCACAAAUUUUAAAUUUUGAAUCUGAUGAUGAUUUUUAUUUUUAUAAUUUAAUUUUUAAUCAAUUUUCUACCUUAGAUUGUUUAGAAAACUUAAAUUAUGGAGAAAUAAAAGACAUAAUAGAAUAUUUAAAUAAUUUACAAAUAUCCUAUAUUAAAUCACAAGUAAUUUUUAAUAUAUGCAUAUCAGAAUAUUUGAUAUCUUUUUAUAUUAAAGAAGAUACUUAUAAUAGAAUAAAUGGAUGUAAUGGAAUUAAUGAAUUAAUUAUUUUAAAAAAAUAUUUAAAAAAUAUAUUAAAGAAUUUUGGCUUUAAUAAUGUAUUUGAUGAUUUAGAUAUUCAGAAUAAUAUUAUUAAUGAAAACAAAAAAGAAGAAAACAAAUGUAAAUUUAAGGAAAAUUUUGAUAAAGAACCAUAUACAGAUAUAUUAAACAAACUUAAACUUUUUAUUAAUUUAACAGAUAAAGAAUAUUCAUCAAAAAAUGAAACCAUUAUAAAAAAAAAUAAUUCUUUAAAAGGAACAGAUAUGCAAAAUUAUUUUUAUAAUUAUCGAUUAUCAUUACAUAGUAAUAAUUCUAAUGAUGCAUAUAUAAAUAAUGAUACAAAAGAAUCAAAAAAUGAUCUCGAAAUAGAAAAAUUGGAAGAAAAAAAUAUAAGACAAAAAAAGGGCAAAAUAAGUAGGUUAUGUAGUAUUACGAAUGAUCAAACGAGUGAACAUUUAUUAGAUUUAGAUUCUUUAAAAAAUCAAAGAGAAAAUUCCAUGAAAAAUAAAAUUUAUAAAAUAAAUAAAAAUUAUAUCCAUGAGUAUGCAUUUAAUGAAAACUGCAACAAAUGUAAAAAUUAUCUAAAUGAGAAAAAAAAUUUAGAUUUUGCAAGUUCUAAUAAUUUAAACAGUAAAUUACAAAAUUUUAUUAAAUAUAGUAUUAAUAAUAAUUUCAAUAAUAAAUUAAAUGAAAAAUCAGAAGAAUAUAAUUUAAGGAAUGAAGAAGAUUGUGAAAUUAAUUAUAAUUUUGAUAAAAAUAUAAAGAAAAAUAAAAUCGAAACAAUCGAAACAAAUAAUAAUAAUAAUAAUAAUAAUAAUCUUAUGGAUAUUAAAAAAAUGAUUAAUGAAAGUGAUUGUGAAGAUAAAGAAAAAAAUGAAUAUAUCAUUAAAGAAGAUGAUAGAAUAAAUAAUUUACUCUUUCAAAAUAUAUGUAAUGAAAAUCGGACAAAUAUAAAUUAUGAAAAUAUUUAUGCAAAUUUUCCAUAUAUUAAUUAUAGUAAUCCUUCAUUAAAAAACAUGCUUAAUAAUAAAAAUGAUUAUCUUCUAAGUAAUAUUGAUAAUAAUUCCAAUAACAGUUAUAAUAAUAUUGAAAAAAAUAGUAGCAAAACAAACAAUAUAAAAAGUUCAAAAACAACUCAUGAUAAUAGUGAAGAACAAAAAAAUAUAUCUAAUAUUAGUAUCGAAAAUUUAAAAGAAACAUGUACUCAAAAAUGUAUGAACACAAUCAACAAAAACAAUAAAAAUAAUAUAUUUCAAAAAUUUAAUAUAAUUUUAAACAAUAUAUUUCAAUUAUUUUUUUAUAAAUAUAUUCUCUGUGAGCAGAGUUGCACAAAAUCAUUACCAAAAAAUAUACAAAAUAUUUACUUUAUAUUUUUAAAUCAAAUAAAAAAUAAUAAUAAUAAUAUAUUAAGUAGCUUAAGUAAAAUAUGUAAUAUAUGCUUUCCAUUUAAAAGUAAUUUUAUCCUUUUAUUAAAUGAAUAUAUAAAAAAUAGUCUUGAAAAAUACAAAAUAUCAUAUAACAAAUUUUUACUGAAAAAUGAAUUAAAAGUUUCAACAAGCAACACAUACAAUGAGAAUAUAUUGAAUAAGAAAAAAUUAAAACGAAAAGAAGUGAAUGAAGAAGAAUAUAAUGAAGAUGAAGAAAAAAAAAAAAAAAAAAAAAAAAUUUUAUUAUAUAUAGAUGGUAGUACAAACAAAAAAAAAAAUUCAAACAAUAAUAAUAAUUUUAAUAACAAAGAAAUAAUAUCAAAAGAUAAUAAAACAGAUGAAAUGGAUUAUACGAACAAAAAUAAUAAUGAUAAUAUAAAAAUUAUAUGUCUAAAUUAUUUCGAUAAUAAUAAAUUAUUAGAGAAUAAUGAUACAUUAAAUGACAAAAAAAUAAAAAAUUCACUGUGUGACAUUUCACCAUGUCAUUACAACUUUAUGGAUUCUCAAAAUGAAAAUAAAAGUUGCGAUAAUGAAUUAAAAAUCGGAAUGAAUAAUUUCACUAGUUGUUCAAAUAACAAUAAUAUGAACAUAGAAAAAAGUAUGGAUAAAAUUUCAAAUACAAAUAAAAUUAAUUUAAAUAAUUUAAAAAUUGAUGAAAUGCUGAAUGAUGAAAAUGAAAUGCUUUUUAAUUAUAUAAAAAAUAAUUCAUUAAAUAAUAAUAAUAAUGAAGAGUUACUUUUUAAACAUGUAGUAAACUACUUAUAUGGAAAUGUUAACACUAACAAUUUUAACAACAAUUAUGUUGGUACUUGUGAUAAUAAUUUAGAUAAAUAUAGAAAUUGUAUUAAUAGUAAUAAUUGUACUAAUAAUAAAUGUAAUUUUAAUAAUAAUCAAGGAGCAUAUAUAUUAGCGAAGAUUAUUAAAAAAUAUUUGACAGAUAUAGAAGAUCCUUUAAACAAUUAUGAAAAUAAAGUAAUUGAUUACUUUGGAAAUAAUUUAAAUUCUCAAAUAUUAAAUGAUAAAACUAACAGCCAUAAUUGCUGUACAAAUAGUAAAUGUUUAAAUAAAAAUAAUCAUUCAAAAAUAGAAAAAAAUGCUAGUGUUAAUAGUGAAAAUCCUCCCUUACAUAAUGCAUCUUUUCUAAAUUAUAGUGACAAUGUUAUAAAUGAAAAAUGUUUUUGCAAAUGCAAAUGUCAUUUCAAAAAUAAUAAUACUGCAAAACUAAAAGAGAAAAAUGAAAUGAAUUAUUGUUCAUCUAAAAAUAACAAUACUUCAUGUUUUGGAAGAUUUAAUGAAGUCAGUCUUAAAAAUUUAAAUAUGAAUAAUUAUAAUUGUAAUGAAAAGAUAUUGGCUGGUAACUUUCCAAGAGAAAAUUCGGAAAACAAGUUUAAUAAUAAAGUUUGCAUAAAAAAUAAAAUACAUAGUUAUUUAAAUUAUAAUUAUUUAUGUAAUUUAGAAAAAAAAAAAAAAGAUACAAAAACAAAUUUCGAUAAUAUUCAAGAGAUUGAAACAAACAUGAAUAAUGAAAAUUCUUUUAAUAAUAUGCAUGCUUAUGAAAAUGAUAAAAACAAUUCUGAUUCAUUUACUAAUAUCUCUAAAACAAAAAAAUUGUAUCCACAUGGCAAAUAUAUAGCAUUAAACGAUCAUAUAAAAAUUAAAUACGAUACAGAUAGUAAAAUAAAUUGUUCACAUAUAAACUUAACUAAUUCAAUGAAAACAUAUGAAUAUAUUAAAAUGAAAAAUAUAAAUGGAGAUAAUUUAAAAUCAAAUUAUAUUAUAGAUUUAAAUGAUUACAAAGAAUCUAUAAUUUGUGUUAAAAAUGUAACAAGUAUUAAUAUAAAUAAAAGUAGUAUUUUAUUAUUCGGAUCAAAUAUAAUAAGUUGUGAGGAUAACCAAGAUAAUAAUAAUAAUAAUAAUAAUAAAAAAUAUAUUGUUGGGAAAGAAAUAAGUUGUUUUAUAAAUGAAGAAAAUAAAACUUUUAAUAAUGCUAACAUAUGUAAUAUUAAAAAUACAUUAUCCACUUGUAAAAAUGAUUCAAAAAAAAAACAAGUAGAAAAAACAUUAUUACAUAAUGUAAGUGAUGAUAAUUCAAAAGAGCAAAAUGCAUUAAAUAGCAUAUAUAAUAACUUAAAAAUAAGAAAUGCAUUAAAUGUAUUAGAUGAUAAUAAUUUAAAAAUAUCAAAUAAAUUAAAUGAUGGAAGUAUAGAAAAACCAGAAUCUAUUAAAAUAAAAAAUACAACUUAUUCAAAUAAUGAUGAAGCUAACCCUAAUUUUUCAUCAAAUUAUUUAAGGAAUAUAAUAAGUUUGAAAAAUAAUCCUCAUAAUAUUGAAUCAGAUACAUUAAAAAAUAUUUUAUCAUCCAUAAAAAUAAAAUCAGAAAAAGAUGACGAUGUUAAUAAUGUUUCCAUGAAUUUAAGCAAUAGUUCAGAUUCAUUCAAAGAGAAGAAAGAAAAAUUAAACAAAUGUGUUAAAAAAAGAAUAAGAAUAGAUGAAGAAAAUGAAAAUUAUAAAAAUGAAAUUAACAAUAAAAAAAUAUGCAAACAUUUUACAGUAGAAACAAAGAAAAAUAAUUAUAAUUCUAUAUACAAUGAAGAAAUCAAAAAUAAUCUAAUGGAUGAUAUAAUUAGGAAAAUAAUCAGUGUAUGUUAUGCAAAAAAUAACAUAAAUAAAAUAAAUAAUUUUAAUGAUAAAGAUUAUAUAAAUUGUAUUAGUAAUGCUUAUAGAUGCAACAGUGAAGCAAAUGAUAGUCAUAUGAAUAAUCAUAAUUCAAAUAAUAUUGAGACAAAUAAUAAUGCAAUUGAUAAAGAAACAAAUAAUUGUUGCAUAAAUAGCUGUAAAAAUAAUUGUGGAACAAAUAGUAGCUAUUUAAAUAAUAAUGAAAUAGAUAAUUUUAUAAAUAAUAAUGAAACAUGUAUUAAUGAAACAAAUAAUAGUUAUAUAAAUGAUAAUAAUAAAAAUAUUAAUGAAACAAAUGAUAGUUACAAAAGUUGUAAAAAUAAUAAUAUGAAUGAUGUAAGUAAUAGUUAUAUAAAUAAUGAUUGUAAAAAUAGUAAUGAAACAAAUAAUAGUGAUAUAAAUUAUAAUUGUGCCAAUAAUAACAUCGCAAAAAAUAAUGAAAUAAAUCAUAAUUUUACAAAUAAUAAUAUUAUUUAUUAUAGUAAAGAUAGUGAUAAUUACAAAUGUACUAGUACCACAGAAAAUGAAUGUAUGAAAAACUUAGAGGAAAAAAUUAAAAAUGAAAAAAUAAGUAAGUGCAUAAAUAAUGCAUUAAAUAAUUAUAUGAAAAAGAUAACUAACAAAAAUAUAAGUUUGGAAAAUAAAAUAAAUGAUAAUAUUCUUAUCAAUCCUUAUAACAAUAGCAAAAAAAAAAAUAAGAGCUACAGAAAGAUAAUUGAUCUUAAUUAUGAUAAAAAUAAAAGGAAAUAUAAUAAGCAAAAAUAUAAUUUAAACUAUAAUACAUUAUUAACUCAAUUUGACUUUUUAGAAUAUUCAAACAAUGAAAAAUCAUUCUUUUUAAAUAAUAAUUCUGAAGAAGAUAUAAUAAAUCAAAAUAUAAAUGAAAAAAUGAAAAACAAAAAAAAUAUAUGCAAUAAUGAACUUGAGGAAUGUUUGCAUUCAUUAAAUAAUAAAAUGAAAGAAUGUCUUCAAGAAAGAUGUGUUAAAAACAAAGUGAAAAGUGAAGAAUACACAAUAAGAAAAGAAAAUAAUAUAGAAAAAUGUAAUGGUUUCAUUGAAUAUAAUAAUAAUAUUAAUAAUGGUAACAUAAUAGCAAAAAAUAAUGAAACACAAAUAAAUGAAGGAAUAGAUAAUAAAAAUCAUGAUUAUUUUAAUGAAAAGGAUAUUACUGAAAAUAAUAAUAUUGAUAUAAAAUUAAAUAAUAAUAGUAAUGUAAAUAUAAAUAUAAAGAAGGAAAAUAAUCCAGAUAGUAUAUGUAAAUUAGCGGCAAAUGAGCAAGUAAUAAAUAAGGAAACAUUACAUGAUUUUAGUAAAAAUAAUACAAAUGAAAUGAAUAAAAACAAAGAAGAAAUUAUUCACUCAAAAUAUGAUUUGUUAAAAAAAGGUUUAGAAAAUAAUAAUACUGUAAAUAAUGAUAUUGAAGAUCAUUCUUAUAGUAAUAGUAGAACAUCCAAAAGUUUUGAUAGCAUAGAAGAUUAUAUAAAUGAUUUAGAUAAUAGUAAAAAGAAAACAGUAGAUACCAAUCAAUUGGAAAAUUAUAAGAUAAAAACUGAUGAUGAAAAGAAGAAAAGAAGAAAUAAAAAAGAUUAUGGCAAUUCUAUAUUAAUGAAACAUGAUCCACCAAUACCUGGUGUAAGUUUUGAUAGAAUCAAAAAUAGAUGGGUUGCAGGAUUAAGAACAGAAAAUGGAAGAUAUAUACGAAAAUAUUUUUCAGUUCUUCGAUUUGGUAUGGAAGAAGCUAAAUAUAAAGCAAUAGAAUGUAGAAUUAAUUAUGGAAGUUCUAAAUGUAAAAGAAAAGGGAAAAUGAAUGCAGAUAUUAAAAAUGCAUUAAUAUAUUGUCAGAAUAUUGAUAGAAGUAGGUUAAUUAAUAUAUUAGACGAAGAUUGUGGAAAAUCACUUUUUUUAUAA